UACAAUAAAGCAAUCUGCUCAAAAGAGUAAAGAAAAGGAGAAAAAGAGAGUGAGAGAGAGAGAGAGAAAAAGACUAUGGAUCCUGAAGGUUUCACGAGUGGCUUAUUCCGAUGGAACCCAACGAGAGCAUUGGUUCAAGCACCACCUCCGGUUCCACCUCCGCCGCAGCAACAGCCGGCAACACCUCAGACGGCUGCUUUUGGGAUGCGACUUGGUGGUUUAGAGGGACUCUUCGGUGCUUACGGUAUACGUUUUUACACCGCGGCGAAGAUAGCGGAGUUAGGUUUUACGGCGAGCACGCUUGUGGGUAUGAAGGACGAGGAGCUUGAGGAGAUGAUGAAUAGUCUCUCUCAUAUCUUUCGUUGGGAGCUUCUUGUUGGUGAACGGUACGGUAUCAAAGCUGCCGUUAGAGCUGAACGGAGACGAUUGCAAGAAGAGGAGGAGGAAUCUUCUAGACGCCGUCAUUUGCUACUCUCCGCCGCUGGUGAUUCCGGUACUCAUCACGCUCUUGAUGCUCUCUCCCAAGAAGAUGAUUGGACAGGUUUAUCAGAGGAACCGGUGCAACACCAAGACCAGACAGAUGCGGCUGGGAAUAACGGCGGAGGAGGAAGUAGUUACUGGGAAGCAGGUCAAGCAAAGAUGAAGAAGCAACAGCAGCAGAGACGGAGAAAGAAACUGAUGGUGACGUCAGUGGAAACGGACGAUGACGUCAACGAAGGUGAGGAUGACGACGGGAUGGAUAACGGCAACGGAGGUGGUGGUGGAUUGGGGACAGAGAGACAGAGGGAGCAUCCGUUUAUCGUAACGGAGCCUGGGGAAGUGGCACGUGGCAAAAAGAACGGCUUGGAUUAUCUGUUCCACUUGUACGAACAAUGCCGUGAGUUCCUUCUUCAGGUCCAGACAAUUGCUAAAGACCGUGGCGAAAAAUGCCCCACCAAGGUGACGAACCAAGUGUUCAGGUACGCGAAGAAAUCGGGAGCGAGUUACAUAAACAAGCCGAAAAUGCGACACUACGUUCACUGUUACGCUCUCCACUGCCUAGACGAAGACGCUUCAAACGCUCUCCGAAGAGCGUUUAAAGAACGCGGUGAGAACGUUGGCUCGUGGCGUCAGGCUUGUUACAAGCCACUUGUAAACAUUGCUUGUCGUCAUGGCUGGGAUAUAGACGCCGUCUUUAACGCUCAUCCUCGUCUCUCUAUUUGGUAUGUUCCAACUAAGCUGCGUCAGCUUUGCCAUUUGGAGCGGAACAAUGCGGUUGCUGCGGCCGCGGCUUUGGUUGGCGGUAUUAGCUGUACCGGAUCGUCGACGUCUGGCCGUGGUGGAUGCGGCGGCGACGACUUGCGUUUCUAGUUUGGUUUGGGUUGUUGUGGUUUAUUUAGUCGUUAUCCUAAUUAACUAGUAGUCUUUAA
Arabidopsis arenosa is the source of this 1409-nucleotide messenger RNA. The record is from the annotation of a GenBank genome assembly. NCBI's taxonomy places the organism in Eukaryota, Viridiplantae, Streptophyta, Magnoliopsida, Brassicales, Brassicaceae.